UAAUGUUACUGAUUGCAGUUAGUAAAAAAAAAGAAAAAAGAAAUGACAUGUAACCGAUUGCAUGUAAUCGGUUACUUCCAAACCCUGGGUGUGUGAAUAUGCGUGUGUGCUCGCCUGCGUGUGUGCGUGUGUGUGUGUGUGUGGGCUUGCCUGCGUGUGUGUGUGUGUGUGUACUUGCAUGAAUGAUUUCAUGUAUGUGUACCCAGAGACACACUCUCUUCUCCUUGUUUGUUAUCACUGGGAUUUCAUAUUGUUGGUGCACAUCCACGGGACAGGUUUCUGUAUUGGAGGCAGAGUUUGUUAGCUUGAGAAUAUGUUUAUCCAGGGACUAUGUGAUCACUGAAGUUGAAGAAGCUUGUGUAAAGGCAUUGGUGUCAGCAUAUUUCUUUCCCAGUUCCCCAAAAAAGUAACUUCAAAUCCCCCGAUUUAGAGGAAAAGAUGUGUUAUGAUUACACAAUGUCACCAGAAUGUGUCCCACCAUAUAACAUCAGUCAGACAUUUGUGCGCUGAGAGCAUAGUUUGUUAUUUGUGAUUUGUGAUACUUUUUGUUUCCAGGUUUUCUGUAUUUUCUUAUUCAUGAGAUGAGACAGAAUCUAUCAGAAUUAAACAUGAAAAUAAUAAAUAUAUUUUCUUCAUGAUUUCAUCACAUUACAUUGCUCUUUAUUCCACUGCACAUACAUAGCGUGUCAACUAGACAGAUAUGUUGCUGUUUUUCCUAGUUUCUUUCAAAUGUGUGAUCAGUAGGAUACAUACAGUAUAUGAACUACUAGUAGAAUACUUAUACUAACAACAACACAACUAUUAUUUUGCUCCAUCUGAAAAACUGUGCUGCUUACAUUUAAUAUAAAAUAACGAAAAGCAAAUCAUUAUUUUCAUAUUGGUGUAGAAAUGUAUUAAGCCACUGUUCCUGUAAGAUUUGAGGGUUUACAUAAUGGGCUUCUCUCCUCUAUUCUCAGGACAGAAUGGAAGCUUUGAUUUGGUUUUGUCUACACGGGAGGGAAUUCCAAAGAAGAGCUUCAUUCUAAUGUUCAGGAUGAGAAUAUGCUUCUCCAGGAGUUAUGAGUCUUUGAUAUCCCUGAGCAAAUGUAAGGACACAUAGUUAUUCAAACAGUAGACCUAUCCCGCCUUUUGGGAUAUAAUGUUUAUUUAGGAGGAUUAAAACUGCUUAUACUUUUGAAAACAGUGUUGCAGGGAUGUGCUGGUGGUGGUGGGGGCGCAUAGGAUGAGAAAAUAGAAUGUAUAUCGAAUGUGUACACAUCUGAUUAUUCCAAUGUGAAACAUGGUGGGUGAAACAGCGUGGAGCUGUCCCUUUAAAUAUUCCUUCCGGGUGGUUGUCUCGGUAACCCGGAAGCUUCCAAUUCUGAGAUUCCCUUCCUGUUUUUUUUGUUGUACAUUUUAAGGAAGCAGGGGGUGCUGGCUUAUUGUUAUUUUUGGGGGAUAUUCGCUUGUAGUGGUGAGUAACGCAAACCAUCAGUGAUCCACAAGAAGAGAAGAUCUAUGCUUACUCGACCCUGUACUUUUAUACUGUUCAUUUUGUGGAUAACUAUGGCCCAGAUUCCCGGCCAAGAGAAUAAAGAGAAAACUACUGCCCUGAAAGGUGAGCAACUAGACCUGUUGUCCAGGAUAGACCUGGACGAACUCAUGAAGAAGGACGAACCUCCGCUCAAUUUCCCCAAGACGCUUGAAGAGUUUGAGUAUGCCUUCAACGAGCAGGGCAGGUUGAGGCACACCACGACGGGCGAGGCGUAUGCGUUCAACGCCCGGGAGGAUCUCCACAGGUGGAACCAGAAACGCUACGAGGCCCUGGGAGAGAUUAUCACUCGUUAUGUUUACCAACUGCUGGAGACAAAGUGCAACCUGACAAAGGAAAUCGUGCCGGUGGAUGCCACAGCGGAGGAGCCCAGGAGCUUCAUCUACCUGAGUGCUGAUGCCAUGUCCAACCCUGCCAAGCUGCUGGUGCUCAUCCAGGGUUGCGGGGUGGUCCGGGCCGGCCAGUGGGCACGACGCCUCAUCAUCAACCAAGACCUUGACUCAGGAACACAGAUCCCCUUCAUCACCCGCGCCCAGGAGGAAGGCUACGGCGUGAUGGUGCUCAACCCCAAUGAGAACCACCUGGAGGUGGAGAGGCCGGCCAAGCCCGCGCCCCUGCCCUCCCCCGAGGCCUCGGACGAACCCGCCGAGAAGAGAGAGCGCAAGGACGACCGGGAGAGCAAGAAGAAGAGGGACUUCUACGAGAAGUACCGCAACCCGCAGAAGGAGAGCGAGACCGAGCAGAUCCCCAUACGGGAAAACGGCUCCCCCGAGGAACACGUGCUCUACGUGUGGGACCACUUUGUGUCCAAAGCCGCCGCCAGGAACGUCUUUGUCGUGGCGCACAGCUACGGAGGCCUGUCGUUGGUGGAGCUGAUGAUUCAGAGAGAGGCUCAGGUGAAGAACAGGGUGUGUGCCGUGGCCAUGACCGACUCAAUCCACAACGUCUGGCACCAGGACGCCAACAAGAGCAUCCAGGAGUGGCUGCAGCAGGUACAGAGCGACACGAGCUGACGUCGUGGAGGAGUUUCAACUCCAUUUUCCAGUUCUUCAGUGAGGCUUUACAGACUGGGGAGGAGGAGGAGACCUCCAACACAGUCACUACACGCAGCUCCCACAGAACCAAACCCGACCACGACCACAACCACAACGACCUAUAGAACUGCACCAGCAGGAGGGAAACGCAGGGGGGGGGUGGAGGAGGUGCAUAAACUCCUCUCCGUCUUCCCUCUCCAUCUUUUCCUCCUUCCUCCCUCAUCUCUGUGUGAUCUCUCUCUCUCUCUUCUGGCUGAAUUUAUUUCCCCGCUCGCACGUGUAUUGUUUUACCGGCAGAGUGCAGGGUGGUGGUGUAUACAUUGCAAUAGCGUUUUGCGUUAUUUCUAGAUGAGCGCAACUGUCAAAACAAUAUGGGCUGAGUGUUUGCGUUUCCCGUGGGCUGUGGCUCGUCUGUGGUCCGGGCCACGGAGCAGUGGUUGCAGUGGCUGAGAUUAAGGCUGACAGGCGCUGUGCACAGUGCGCCGUGGUAUACCUCUAAUUGUCCUGACAUCGCCCUGAACUGAGCUAAUACCCCGGCAGCCCUCCCCACCACUCCCCGAGGUCCUAGAGCCCGCCCCUACCCACACAGUCCUCCUCAACCCACACCACUCAUACACUUGGCAUAUCUCCCCCCCUCAACCCAACCUCCUACUGUCACCACAAACCGAUUGUUUUAACUUGAGUAAACAUUCGCCAUUAACAUGAGAUCAUUUUAACGUAAAGUGAGUGUGUUGUUUUUAUGGCUCCCUAGUCACAUCCAUCCCUUUCCCUAUACCAUCUCCAAACACACACACACACACACUUCUUAAAACGAUAGUUACAUUUUCUGUCAAAUUAGGUCCUAUUUAUACGAUCGUACUUUGGGGAGUUGCACUGCAAUGUUUAUGACAGCUGAUAUAGUGGUGGUGUUUUGUAUCUUACUUUCGCUCAAUGUUUAGUUGGAUUUUUAUGGAUUUUUAUACCUUUUUAUCUGUUUGAAAUCCAUGAAAUUGAUGUCCCCAGAUGAUUUAAUUUGAUGAACUAAAUAAAACAACCAUAACCUGUGCUAGAUAUGAGAAUUCAAGAAACUGAGCAGAUUUUAAAUCACUUAAAGCCCAGCAUCAAAAUGAGUUUUAGGGACAUCUCAUUUUAACAGAAACAAGUAGUCGGUAACACAGUCAUAAAAACUUCAAUACAUCCCCUUUGCACAUGUCGGGAAAUCCAAGAUUUCAAUAUUAUCCUAAGCCUAGAUGAUGUGUCUUCAGAUGCGGGGAGAAAUGUAUUUUCCCAACACUUGCCUCGAGUGCAAACGUAAAAGUGACAAAGAGGAGAGCUCUGCGUGGGUCAGCCUCGCAUAAUCUCAAUCUGGGACAUAAACAAGGUAUAUAUAUUUCCACAGCGUUUAAGUUAGAAAUCACUCAAAGAAUAAUGGAAUAUCCUUCUAAUAUGCCCAGAUAUUUGUAUCACCAGAAGGAGACAGUAAGCCACUGAUAUAUGACUACACCUCCCAACACAGCCACUGUCUAUCCAGACAUGCUUUACCUUUCCACGGCUUCAGGCGAGGUAUUUAUAAGGAGUGUUAAGAAAUGUAUUGGUAUAUAUUAGACUUUUUAUUUUAUUUUGAAUUCUGUGUAAAUAACAUCCACUGGGUGAUAUUUUGAGGCUUUUGUAGGUUAUUAAACAAAUCAUUGCUUUUGUCAGUAAUGAGGGAAGCAGAGUGUGAUCUGUUGUGAUUUUCAACUAAUUGUAUUAAUGUCUCUUUGGAUGUCACUCAUGAAGUUAACUUGUUGUUUGAUUUGGGAAUAUGCGGACUGGUGGAGAAGUUUCAUUCCAGGAUGCUGUUGUUCAUGUGUUUUCCCUUUGCGUGAAGGAAUAAACCGUUGCUAUUUUCCUUCAUUAUGUGUAUAUUGCUGCCUCAGGAAUAAACAACACACUAUGUUCACUUGAUAUUUGUAAUAAAGGGCUCGUUCCAGGAAAUGAGUGCCUUUCACAUCCCUAUUUUAAGUAUAAAUUGUGCACACACAUUGCAUUUUAAACGCCUGUUAUAUUACAUGAAGUGCCCUUUAAUAUAGACCACGUGGAACAUUCAAUGAAUCUGAUUUCUAAUGUCAAAAGAGACAUUGAACAUCUAAUUGUCAAAUUCUAGUAUAAAAUCAGGUGAGCUGGUUCUACUAUUUUUGACCGUUUUCUGGUGUUUGGUGAUGGAAAAUUGAGCAUAAGACAUCAACCCUGUUACCCAUAGAUAGAUGGGCUAGAAAUGUUUUAACAAUUAAAACAUUUUUGUGAAGCUUGCAUUGAAUUGCCCCUCUCUUUUGUAAACUACAAGACUCCAUUCCCCCUAUCACAUGGGGAUUGAUUCAUGGCUGAUUUAACAAGUCAUCGACCCUGUUACUUCAUUUGGCACUUAAGAUGCACUUGCUAUAGUUAUUUUUUUCAACUAAAUCUAAAGCACAGUUGUAGACAGUGUAUGUAAAUUGUGACUAAUUUUAACAAAUACUCUUGAACAUAUUAUUCUUUCAGAUUGUUUGUAUGUUUUAUUGAUCAAAGAAGUAAUCUAUCUAAGGACAUUCAUGUUUUGUGAUUUGACUAAAGAGAAACUUCACCAUUUUUCAAAUUCAUAUUGAUCAUCUCCAGCACCACCCCAACAUCAACAUAUGUGAAAAUGGCGUGUUUCUGUGUUUUGUAGUUUUAAAAAAAAUAUGUUUCCAAUGACAUCGCCUAAUUAGGAGACAAUUAGUAGGCAAUGUCAACUCACAAUUGGUCAAAAUCACAAGAUGCACACUGACGUCAUUGGAAACACUUCCUCAAUUGUUUUUACUACAAAACAUAGAAAUGCACCAUUUUCACAUAUGUUGAUGUUGCGGUGGUGCUGGAGAUCAAUAUGAAGUUGGAAAAUUGCAUUUUUUAAAAGUUUUUGUUAAAAUAAUUCUCCAAUCAGAUACAUUAUAGCUGUUGUGUAUGAAAAUGUCCACUGUUUUAUGUUAAGUAAACUCCAAUCAUCCACCUUAAAGAGAGAGUUUACCCAAAUUACAAAAUGACACGUUGGUUUCCUUACCCUGUAAGCGGUCUAUGGACAAGGUAUGACGGCCAUCCUUGCUUUGGUUUAGUUGCCCUGGCAUUGUUUCCAAAUGCUAACGUUUUAGCAUUUGUGUCACAAAUCCCAUUCAAGACAUGGUACCAAUAUUAGCAUUUUUCCUGCAACUAUCCCUUCAAUCAUGUGUUUCCUAUGCACCCUUCCCAUCUAUUAAAACAUUUUUGUCAGUUGCUGAAA
Messenger RNA from Oncorhynchus kisutch (coho salmon), 5815 nucleotides. Its product is annotated as cotranscriptional regulator FAM172A homolog. The transcript is spliced from 10 exons. The record is from RefSeq and is a predicted model, not a curated record. Lineage: Eukaryota; Metazoa; Chordata; Actinopteri; Salmoniformes; Salmonidae. Gene Ontology annotation, molecular function: siRNA binding. Gene Ontology annotation, biological process: regulatory ncRNA-mediated heterochromatin formation. Bases 1498 to 2544 code for a protein of 348 amino acids. Gene Ontology annotation, cellular component: nucleus.